AUGGCAAAGAAUGCCAUUCACUUGGGUGGAUUUGAAGCCAAAAUGGCAGAUAAGAGGACUUGGGAUGCAGCUUUGGCAAGGACUGCAAGGGCAUGGGCAAAUAAAUGCGUUUUUGAACAUAAUGUAUACUUACAUAAGAAAUAUCAGUGCCAUCCUAAUUUCACAUCUAUUGGAGAGAAUAUUUGGGUUGGAAGUCAUCAAGCAUUCUACGUUGCUGAUGUCAUUAAAUCGUGGUAUGAUGAGGUCAGAUUCUAUACUUUUGCAACGCAGAAAUGUACGAAGGUUUGCGGUCAUUACAUUCAGGUUGUUUGGGACUAUUCAUAUAAAAUAGGCUGUGCUGUUACUCUGUGUAAGGAAGUUGCAAGAAUACAAAAUGCAGCAAAUUUUAUUUGCAACUAUUCACCAGGCAAACCUGGGCCACUACUGGGGAGUUCAAUUAGCCUGAACUAA
This is a messenger RNA of Opisthocomus hoazin, 450 nucleotides long. Lineage: Eukaryota; Metazoa; Chordata; Aves; Opisthocomiformes; Opisthocomidae. The record is from RefSeq and is a predicted model, not a curated record.